Molecule: messenger RNA, 3191 nt
Organism: Neodiprion virginianus
Lineage: Eukaryota; Metazoa; Arthropoda; Insecta; Hymenoptera; Diprionidae
Product: glucose dehydrogenase [FAD, quinone]-like
Exons: 2
Coding region: 459-2279 (606 amino acids)
Molecular function (GO): oxidoreductase activity, acting on CH-OH group of donors; flavin adenine dinucleotide binding
Source: RefSeq, a predicted model, not a curated record
ACAUAAGUAAUACGCGUGGACAGUAACGAGAAAGCGCCUUUCUCAGUCAGACACCGUCUCCGCAGGAUCGCUUUGGCAAGAGUUAGCUGACAAUAACAAUCGGUAGUUUAUUGUUUCCCAACGUCAUUUAUUACACAUUAUUGUUAUACACUGCGUGCUCAAAGUGUGGCAACAGUGACCGGUUAAUCGACGCCAUUAUUAUCAAUGUUGUUCGUGUGAUCAUUGCGUUGUUGAAGGUGUUUUUUUUUUUUUCUUGUUUUUGAACUUUUUGAGUUGUUGUUGCUCUGCCGUUGCUCGGGGAUUCGAUUCCAAACUUAUUUGAUGUUCAGUUUUACUAAGCAACUGCGGAUCAGAUCAAAGUGUGAAUGACCCGGUGAAGGACAGAGUGGCGAGGCGGAGGGAGAAUUUUUGAUCUUGAAUUUUGGUUCGUUGGAGCAACACUGAAAGUCUGCGGAAGGAUGAUGGAACUGAAAAAGAUCAUGUGCCUGAUAUCGUUGACCUGUAUGGUGGAGGGCCAAUCGUUCUUCGAUGUGAUCCGAAACUAUCGUCAAACUCAAAGCAACAACAUCCCAUCAAACUACAAGCCGGAAAGAACGACCUACGACUUUAUCGUCGUAGGAUCAGGUUCGGCGGGUUCGGCGGUAGCGAAUCGUCUCUCGGAGAACCCGAAGUGGAAAAUACUGCUACUGGAGGCCGGGGGAAUGAUGAACGUUCUGAACGACAUCCCUAUGCUAGUGAGCGUCUUUCAGCUCACAGAGUUCAACUGGGGCUACAAAGUCGAGCCACAGACUAACGCCUGCCUGGGAAUGAUAAACAGACAGUGUCCCUGGCCCAGAGGAAAGACCCUCGGCGGCACGAGCACACUCAACUACAUGAUCCACACCAGAGGCGGAAAAGAGGACUACGAAAACUGGGCGAAAAUGGGCAACAAGGGUUGGUCUUGGAACGAGGUGCUUCCCUACUUCAAGAAGAGCGAGCGCUUCGACAUCCCUGAGCUAAACAACUCCACCUGGCACAACAGACAGGGACACGUCUGCGUCGAAUACGUUCCCUACCACUCGCCCUUGGCCAAUGUAUUUCUCCGUGCCGGCGAACGCCUCGGUUAUCCCAUCGUCGAUUACAACGGUGCCAACCAGAUCGGCUUCUCCUUCAUUCAGGUCAACAUGGACAAGGGCACGAGGUGCAGCGCCGCCAAGGCGUAUCUCAGGGAUCAAAGACCAAAUCUUCACGUUAUGACCAACGCCAGGGUCACCAAGAUCCUCUUCGACGAAAACAAACGCGCAUACGGGGUCGAGUAUGUCAGAAGAAAGAAGUUCCACCAGGUGCGGUGCUCCAGAGAAGUCGUUCUCUCCGCCGGGACCAUCGACUCUGCGAAACUGCUCAUGCUCUCGGGAAUCGGACCGAAGGAGCACCUGGAGGAACUAGGCAUCCCGGUAUUGAAGGACUCUAAGGUUGGGUAUAACCUCUACGAGCACGUCGGUUUCCUGGGGUUGAGUUUCCUGGUCAACCAGAGCGUAACUCUUCUCCCCAGGCAGCUGGCCAGACCCGGCGUGUUACUGGACUACGUGAUGAACCGAAAGGGGCCGAUGACGAUACCCGGCGGAGCCGAAGCGCUAGCUUUUAUCAGGAGCAAAUAUGCCCAGGACGAAAGACCAGACAUCGAGCUGCUCUUCGCAUCCGGCUCACUCCAUUCCGACAACGGACUGACCUUGAGAAGGGCUCUGGGGAUAACCGACGAGCUUUAUAAUGCGGUGUACAAACCGAUCGAGGGCCGCGAUGCCUGGUCGAUCUGGCCCAUUGUUCAGAACCCUCGCAGCGUCGGAAGGAUCAAGCUCAAGUCAAAGGAUCCUUUCCAGAGCCCAAUCAUCGACCCGAACUUCUUCAGCCACCCGGCCGAUUUGGAGAUAAUCUUAGAGGGAGUCAAACUUGCUAUCAAUAUAUCGCAGAGUGAACCUUUCAGAAAAUAUGACUCUCGUCUUCAUGAUAUCAAGAUCCCCGGGUGUCGGACUCUGCCUUUUGGCACCGACGACUACUGGCGAUGCGCCAUCAAGCAUCUGCCAUCCAUGAUGAACCACGAAAUUGGCACCGCCAAGAUGGGACCCGCCUCCGAUGUCGAUGCCGUUGUCGACCCGCAACUCAGGGUGCAUGGUGUCACCGGUCUCCGCGUUGCCGACGCUUCAAUCAUGCCUGCCAUUCCCACUGGACAUUCCAACGCUGUGAUUUACAUGAUCGGCGAAAAGGCUGCCGAUAUGAUCAAGCAGACUUGGCGAUCGAGAUAGUUUCGAAUUACCAGUUACUCGACGAACUCAAAUUCUAAAACAUGACUAUUCAUUUCUGGUCGCAUUUGUUUUAAGGCUACGUAAUAGUAAAACUUCCAUCAACCAAAUCGUUGCGGUGAUUCAAUCCGUAAACCAAUGAACGAAAUUGGAUCAAAUUUCAAAAACGCGUUACCUUUCCAUCGCAAGAUUCAGAAGUCAUUUACGCAUUGAAGAUUAUAUCCAACUCCACGAUUUCUAUGAUAGUUUCAAGAACGUCCCGCAAUAGUUCUAACGUAACCAAUUCAUCGUCAGUCAUUUUCUCUUUCUGAUUUGCCAUUUACAGAGUAAACGACUGAAGUAAAUAAGUUCGAAUAUCAAUACCACUUCGCUUUUUGAUCACAGGAUUUGAGAGGAUCUUCUAAAAUCAUCUAACAGUACCAAGGGGGCAGAAGCCGUUUCCGCUACCCAGCGUGUGGUUUGCUGCGGCAAUACACGAUAUUUUUUUGCACUAUGCACGGAGGCCGGUUUUUCUUCUUGUAGUGAGGGAUCACACCACAUCGAUCACGCGUCGGUGCGAUCAACGUUAAGAUUCGUAACGUCCGAUGUUGUUGUUUCGUAGGCGGUGUGACUACUUUACCGACCGGACCGAUCGAUACUAGAAGAAAAAACGGCACUUUGCUCCCCCUAUACUGGGAGCCAAUACUUCCAGAGAGACAAAGUGACACUUUGCUUCCUAAUCAAGGAGAAAAAUCAGCCUUUCCAUGCAUAUAUGUAUAUAGAAAAAAGUACUACACUAUUUUGUUUCGCCAGUAACGUGAAGUCCUUUUUUGCAACACCUGCAUAGAAAGUCCAUUUUUAUGCACCAUUUACAAGCACCGAAAGUAGUCUUUUAUACACACGUGCGGGAAAAACUUUUGCGCAUCGCUAGCGGUG